Molecule: messenger RNA, 342 nt
Organism: Rotaria sp. Silwood1
Lineage: Eukaryota; Metazoa; Rotifera; Eurotatoria; Philodinida; Philodinidae
Source: the annotation of a GenBank genome assembly
AUGUCAUUCGAUAUUGUUGAUAAACUCAAUAGAGAAUUUGAACGUGGUUAUAAUAAUGGCCAAGUCAAAGAAGCUGUUACUACCUAUGCUAGUGAUGGACGGCUUUUUGCUAACGAUAAACAAGUUUAUGAAGGUUUAAGUCAAAUUGAAAAAUAUUACACUAAUGCAAGAGCUGCUGGAAACCCUAAAGUUGAAUUACGUACUGGACAAGUUAUUCCAUGUGGCUCGGAUUAUCUUGUUGAAAUAAGUCAAUACAAAAUUAAUACUGAUGGUGGAAAUUAUGUCGUUGUUUGGAAAAAAGAUGGUGGACAAUGGAAAAAAAUCAUUGAUAUUUUCAAUUGA